GAAGUAUUACUUUAUAUUUUUUCUCACUUAACAAAGCACAAUAUCAGUGUAUUAGAAUGAAACGGAAAUAAUUUUAUUCAUAUUAGAUCGAUCUAUGAAUAAACAUUUUAGCUAUAUCGAAUACAUCACCGCCGGUUUGCUGUGUUGGUUGCGUUUGAUUGGUCUUAUUUUAUUUCAGUAAUUUCACGAUUUACAGUGUGACUUCCGUUACUCGUAUGAUACUAAGAAAAGACAGUGCAAUGUGCUUAUAAUACAUUAGCUCUAGCUUACUGAUUCUCUAUAUUUAUGAAUAGAACAAAAUUAAGGAUGAAAGAGCAACGCUCAGAUUUAUGUUCCCGAUACAUAAAAAUAUUCAUUGUAGUUUCUUGCUAUUGGAUAGUAUCAAUAGUAACAGUUUUUGUAAACAAAGCCCUGCUGAGUGGUCAGACAGUGCCUCUGGAAGCACCACUGUUCAUCACAUGGUUCCAAUGCAUCAUUUCAUUCACAAUCUGUUCAAGUUUGGCCAAAACUGGAGGCAUUCCUGGAGUAUUUGCAUUUCCUAAGGGCUCACCUUGGAAUUGGGAUGUAGUCAAAAAGGUAAUCCCGCUAUCAAUAAUGUUCACAUUGAUGAUAGCAACCAACAACCUUUGCCUGAAGUAUGUAGAGGUUUCAUUCUACUACAUUGGACGGUCUCUAACAACAGUAUUCAAUGUUUUACUGACAUGGGUACUGCUUGGGCAGAAAACCUCGUCGCGGUGUGUUAUGUGCUGUGCCUUCAUCAUCUUUGGGUUCUACCUAGGUGUAGAUCAGGAGAAUUUGUUAGGUUCCUUUUCCCUCAUCGGAACAAUAUAUGGAGUCAUCGGCUCACUGAUGCUGUCUCUAUAUUCAAUUUUCACCAAAAAAGUGCUGCCACAUGUCAAUCAAGAAGUAUGGUUGCUUUCCUACUAUAACAACGCUUAUUCUAUCUUUCUCUUUCUCCCUCUAAUGGUGAUGAAUGGAGAACUGCAAGCGUUAAGUAACUUCACAAACUUCGACAGCACAUUCUUUUGGGUGCAGAUGGUCAUAGGUGGCAUCUGCGGAUUUGCUAUUGGAUACGUCACAUCUCUUCAGAUAAAGGUGACGUCACCCCUCACGCACAACAUCUCAGGCACGGCGAAAGCCUGUGCGCAAACUGUCAUGGCGACCCAAUGGUACGGCGAAACCAAGAAUACACUAUGGUGGUCGUCAAACAUCAUAGUACUAGCCAGCAGCGCGCUAUACGCUCGUUUCAAGCAAAUAGAAAUGGAGGAACAUUCUAGAAAACCGAUACCCGAAGAUAGGAAGACGUUAGUGUGAUUAAAUCAAGACUGAUAGUA
This is a messenger RNA of Leguminivora glycinivorella, 1334 nucleotides long. RefSeq names its product GDP-fucose transporter 1 (gene nac). Gene Ontology annotation, cellular component: Golgi apparatus. The transcript is spliced from 5 exons. Gene Ontology annotation, biological process: GDP-fucose import into Golgi lumen; protein O-linked glycosylation via fucose. NCBI's taxonomy places the organism in Eukaryota, Metazoa, Arthropoda, Insecta, Lepidoptera, Tortricidae. Gene Ontology annotation, molecular function: antiporter activity. The record is from RefSeq and is a predicted model, not a curated record. The coding region runs from base 286 to 1314 and encodes 342 amino acids.